AUGACUCUUCAACGUGAUUCUUGGGUUUUUGUUUUCGGACUCCUAGGUAAUAUCAUCUCCGUUAUGGUCUUCCUCGCCCCAUUACCAACAUUUUACCAAAUCUACAAGAAGAAAUCUACUCAAGGGUUUCAAUCAGUCCCUUAUGUUGUUGCAUUGCUUAGUGCAAUGCUUUGGAUCUAUUAUGCAAUUGUCAAAAGGGAACAUAGCUUUCUUCUCCUCACAAUUAAUUCAUUUGGACUUGUGGUGGAAUCGGUUUACCUUGCAAUUUUCCUAGUUUAUGCAUCAAAUAAAGUUAGGCUUUCAACCUUCAAGCUCAUUCUACUAUUAAAUGUAUUUGGAUUUGGAACAAUGCUUAUUUCAACCCUAUGUCUAACAAUGGGAUCCAAACGUCUUUCUAUUAUUGGAUGGAUUUGUCUUGUUUUCAACAUAACCGUAUUUGCUUCACCUCUAUGCAUUAUUAGACACGUAAUAAAGACUAAAAGUGUUGCCUACAUGCCACUUAGUUUGUCCUUCUUUUUGAGCUUAAAUGCUAUCAUGUGGUUCUUCUAUGGUUUUCUCAUCAAAGACUAUUACAUUGCUCUUCCAAAUACACUUGGAUUUGUAUUCGGUAUAGUUCAAAUGGUGAUGUAUUUGAUUUAUAGAAACUCAACUCAAGUGAUGGUACAAGAAAAACCAACCAAGUUACGUGAACAAAAUGGUCAUAUUAUUGAUGUUGUGAAGAUCAUUGACACAAAUCAAGGGGACAAUAGUGGUGUUCUUCCUGUAUCAACUAUAUGUGAGGAUCCAAAUAGUGAAAAAUAA
Vicia faba (fava bean) is the source of this 801-nucleotide messenger RNA. The record is from the annotation of a GenBank genome assembly. NCBI's taxonomy places the organism in Eukaryota, Viridiplantae, Streptophyta, Magnoliopsida, Fabales, Fabaceae.